AUGUUUGGAUUCUCAGUGACUAAAAAUCCAUUUUCAUUUUUAUCGAAUCCUACUCUCACGUCGUCAUUUUCGCUAUUAGCAAUUUUAUGCGACCGGAAACUGAAAACUACAUUGUGUACCUCAGUAAACAUUAGUCUUCCACUCUCCUACUGAUUUUGUCUUUUCUUAUCUUCUCGCUUACCAGUUCAGCUUCUGUGACCCCCAUUCCAGACAUGUACAUGCUCGUCUAGAAGCAAAAUCCCGCAAUAUCAGACUCACUCAUCGGAUCUCCAGCAUUUUCAAAUGCAUCAAAAAUAUUGCGAUCAUCACGGUUGAGCACAAGCAAUAAACCUAGAGGAACAUUGUGGAUUUGGUCACCGGAGGAAAAGAAAACUCCGAUCAGCAUACUGAAUCUUCAAACCGUCAAAGCCGGCUAGGGAAGUGUCUGCACGGAGAUUCUCUCGUCUCACUUCCAUAUUUGUAGGUACUUGAGGGAGUGAUCUUCAUGACGGAACCCUUUCAUAUUUUGUAGUCAUGGGGGAGAAACAUAGGCAGCUGGUGAUACUAUAUGCAACUCAAACCGGAAACGCAUUGGAUGCAGCAGAGCAAAUUGGCCGUGAGGCUGAGCGCAGAGGGUGCCCUGUCACUCUUAGUUCUUUGGAUGAGUUUGAUGCUAGCUCUUUACCUCAAGAAGACACUGUAAUUUUUGUUGUUUCUACGACAGGCCAGGGAGACACGCCAGAUUCAAUGAAGGCUUUUUGGAGGUUUCUUCUGCAGAAAAAUCUUACUAAGGGUUGGCUGGAAGGAGUUCAUUAUUCUGUUUUUGGUUUGGGUGAUUCUGGCUACCAAAAAUAUAAUACCAAGACUUCAGCUCACUUUGAUUGGCGGUUUCAGUUUGUGGCAAAGAAGCUUGACAGAAGACUUUUAGAUCUCGGGGCAAUUGCUAUUGUGGAGAGAGGUUUGGGAGAUGAUCAGCACCCUUCAGGGUAUGAAGGUGCAUUGGAUCCUUGGAUGUCAACCUUGUGGCACAAACUGUAUGAAAUCAAUCCUAAAUUCUUUCCAAAUGGUCCAGAUUUUGUGAUUCCAGUAUCAAAAUUGAUAGAUCAACCAAAAGUCCAAAUAACAUAUCACGAAACUGACAAAGUGGACUCACAGUUAUCUAGUGCUGCAGGUGUAAACUAUAUUCAAAAGCAAAUUGAGAGGGCUCGCUUAAUGUCACCAGGAAAAUUUUCUAAUAACAAGUGCAAGCCUGAUUGCUUUCUUAAAAUGGUCAGGAAUCAAUCAUUGACUAGAGUAGGCUCCAGAAAAGAUGUGCGCCAUUUUGAAUUUGAAUUUGUUUCAUCUGCAAUCAAAUAUGAAGUUGGUGAUGUCCUUGAAGUUCUACCGGGCCAAAAUCCUGCUGCAGUGGAUGCUUUUAUACAGCGCUGUAACUUGGAUCCUGAAUCACUCAUCACUGUGCACCCUCGAGUGAUGGAGAAUGCUCAGGGCAAUGCCCCUAAUGUCCCUAUCAAGCUAAAAACUUAUGUGGAAUUGACAAUGGAUAUUGCAUCUGCUUCCCCUAGACGUUAUUUCUUUGAGGUUAUGAGCUUUUUUGCAACAGCUCAACACGAAAAGGAGAGACUUGAAUAUUUUGCAUCACCUGAAGGAAGAGAUGAUUUAUACCAAUACAACCAGAAGGAACGGAGAACUGUUCUGGAGGUAUUAGAGGAUUUCCCUUCUGUGCAAAUGCCUUUUGAGUGGUUGGUGCAGUUGUUUCCUCCAUUAAAAACAAGGGCUUUCUCUAUUUCUUCUUCCCCUUCAGCACAUCCCAAUCAAGUGCACUUGACAGUGAAUGUAGUAUCAUGGACAACACCUUAUAAGAGGAAGAAGACUGGCCUCUGUUCCACAUGGCUUGCCAAACUCAAUCCACAACAAACAGGUUUAUGUAUUCCAGUAUGGUUUCAAAAAGGUUCCCUCCCUCCUCCUCUACCAUCACUUCCGCUCAUUCUUGUCGGGCCUGGGACAGGAUGUGCUCCUUUUCGUGGAUUUGUGGAGGAAAGAUCCUUACAAGAUGCAUCUCACAAAGCUGCACCAGUUAUGUUCUUCUUUGGUUGCCAAAAUGAGGACAAUGACUUUUUGUAUCGAGAUUUUUGGUCGUUCCAUGCACGAGAUGGUGGGCUGCUCUCAGAAGAAAGGGGUGGAGGUUUUUAUGUUGCAUUUUCAAGGGAUCAGCCACAAAAGGUCUAUGUGCAGCAUAAAAUGCGAGAACAUAGCCAGAGGAUAUGGAAUUUGGUGUUAGACGGGGCGUCUAUUUAUGUAGCAGGAUCAUCAACCAAAAUGCCUGCAGAUGUAAUGUCAGCCUUUGAAGAAAUUAUAGCCAAAGAGGCUAACAUUUCGAGGGAAACUGCUGGAAUGCUGCUUAGGAGACUGGAAAGAGAAGGUAGAUACCAUGUUGAAGCGUGGUCUUGAAUGCUGCCUAGUUGUCGACUUCAUGGAGCAAUUUUAGGUGGGGGAGGUAUGGUGUGAGCAAUUUAUACAACAUUUGAUUUUAGCCUGAGAGAAGAAAUGAUGAUAACCUGUACCAAAUAUGAUAGGAAGCGUGAUCUUACAUUUGCCUUCAUUUGGGGCUUCUCAGUUUUUAACUUUCCACAAAACAUUAAAGACUCUGGAUUCAUGUCCCUUGUCCGGCUGCUUUGAUAUUGUCCUAUGGGUUGCAACAUUGAUUUUUCUUUCUUAAACUACAAGUUUAUUUUAUUUUUUUAAUCAUUUUUGGAUUUUAUGGAUGUGAUUUUAUCAUUCUAUUUUUAUGUUUAGUAAUAAAGUUUUCCAGUUA
This is a messenger RNA of Jatropha curcas, 2791 nucleotides long. RefSeq names its product Flavodoxin family protein. Gene Ontology annotation, molecular function: FMN binding; flavin adenine dinucleotide binding; NADPH-hemoprotein reductase activity. The record is from RefSeq and is a predicted model, not a curated record. NCBI's taxonomy places the organism in Eukaryota, Viridiplantae, Streptophyta, Magnoliopsida, Malpighiales, Euphorbiaceae. Gene Ontology annotation, cellular component: cytosol.